Molecule: messenger RNA, 787 nt
Organism: Manihot esculenta (cassava)
Lineage: Eukaryota; Viridiplantae; Streptophyta; Magnoliopsida; Malpighiales; Euphorbiaceae
Product: auxin-repressed 12.5 kDa protein
Exons: 3
Coding region: 59-412 (117 amino acids)
Source: RefSeq, a predicted model, not a curated record
AGGCACCUUACUGAAACCCUCACUCAGGCCUCAGCAAGCUAAAAAAGGAGGAAGAAAGAUGUUGCUCGACAAGAUGUGGGAUGACGUCGUUGCCGGGCCUCAGCCCGAUCGUGGCCUUGGCAAGCUCAGAAAGAUCAGCACCAAGCCCCUGACCAUAGGUGGGGGAGGAGAGACGAGCAAGUUCCAGAGGUCCAUAUCCAUGCCAGCAAGUCCUGGGACACCUACCACACCGGUGACGCCCACAACUCCGGCUUCGGUUCGCAAGGACAACGUAUGGAGGAGCGUUUUCCACCCUGGUAGCAACCUUGCCACUAAGGGUCUCGGUGCUCAGCUCUUCGACAAGCCACAGCCUAACUCCCCCACUGUCUAUGACUGGCUUUACAGUGGAGAAACCAGAAGCAAGCAUCGCUGAGGUGUCGGUCAACUAGGGUUGCCAUGUAAAUAUUGUCGUUUUGUUUCCCUAUCUGCACUGCAUCUUUGUCGUUUUAAUGGUUGCUGUGAGUAGUGACUAGUGAGUGCUUUCUAUGGCUACUAGCUGACUAGAAGUAUCCGAGCGUUUGUGAGUAAAUUGCUUAAGUGUGGAAUGUUAUCACGGCUGAUUGAUGUUCGCAAGUCGAGAUCUGCCGUGGACGGUGGCGAUGGAUCUACUCUUAUUAUUGACAUAAAUAAAUAGUUUAUUAUGUAUUUGUAAAUUUUUUUAUUGGGCUUCAUCUAUAUCCAUUUGUUAUUAUCAGUAAUGUAAAAGCUUGUGUAGCUUAGUGAUUAUCCAAGUUUAUGCUUUGAUUAA